AUGGGUGAACGAAAUUAUCCAUUCCUUCUCCUUCUCACCUCCCUCCUCCUUGCCUUGCCUUUCUUCUUUUUCACCUUCUCCUCUUCCUUCUACCCUUUCCUCUUCGCUUUCACUUCCCUCCCCAUCUCCUCCAAUUUCCACGUCUCCCUAUCUCCUCCCAUUUCCACCCCACCAAUACCCCAGGAGGAGGAGGCUCCACCUCAAGACAUUGACUUGAACGCCACUUUGAAUAUAAGAUGGAAGAAUUGCAGGUUAGGAUCCGUGACGGUGGAUUAUAUACCCUGUUUGGAUAAUUCCCAAGCCAUUAAGCGAUUGAAAUCCAAGAAACACAUGGAACAUAGGGAACGUCAUUGUCCUCUUCGCCCUCCUAGGUGUUUGGUGCCUUUGCCCCUCCAUUAUAAGGUUCCCAUUCAAUGGCCUAAGAGCAGGGACAUGAUUUGGUAUAGCAACGUUCCUCAUCCUAAGCUUGUGGAAUACAAGAAGGAUCAGAAUUGGGUGCGUAAAUCUGGUGAUUAUUUUUCUUUCCCUGGAGGUGGUACUCAAUUUAAAGAUGGGGUUAAUUACUAUAUUGAUUUUAUACAAAAGACUUUACCGGCGAUUAAAUGGGGAGAACACAUUAGGGUUGUUUUAGAUGUUGGAUGUGGUGUGGCUAGCUUCGGUGGUUAUUUGCUGGACAAAGAUGUGAUUACCAUGUCAUUUGCCCCAAAGGAUGAACAUGAAGCUCAGAUACAGUUUGCUUUGGAGAGGGGAAUUCCUGCUACACUUUCUGUAAUCGGCACGCAAAAGCUGACAUUCCCGGACGAUGCAUAUGAUUUGAUACACUGUGCACGAUGCAGAGUUCAUUGGGAAGCUGAUGGUGGGAGGCCCUUACUGGAGCUGAACAGGGUUCUUAGGCCUGGAGGAUUCUUUAUAUGGUCUGCUACACCGGUUUAUCAAAACGAUGCCAAGGAUCGUAAAAUUUGGAAGUCAAUGGAGGCUUUGACAAAAUCCAUAUGCUGGAAGGUUGUGGCUAUGGAGAAAAGAGUUGGCUCGACUCGAGUUGGGCUUGUAAUAUAUCAGAAGCCUUCCUCAUAUUCCUGUUAUGACCUCCGCCCCAGCAUAAUAGCAAGACGUCCACCCUUGUGUGAUCAGAAACAUAAGGAGAAGGUCCAAUGGAAUGAGCGCCUUAGUUAUUGUAUUUCCAGACUUCCAGUUGAUAGCAAGGGUAAUUUGAUCAGCUGGCCUGCACCAUGGCCCCAGAGGCUAACCAGUAACCCUCAAAGCCUUCCAUCUGAACCAGAUGCAGAGGACAUAUUCAAUGAGGACACCAAACAUUGGGCAUCACUCGUAUCGGAUGUCUAUUUUGAUGCUCUAGCCAUAAAAUGGGGUAGCGUAAGAAAUGUGAUGGACAUGAACGCUGGUUAUGGAGGAUUUGCAGCGGCACUCAAUGAGUUUCCUCUAUGGGUGAUGAAUGUUGUACCCAUUGAUACACAAGAUACCUUGCCUAUUAUUUUCGAAAGGGGUUUGAUCGGAAUCUAUCACGACUGGUGCGAGUCAUUUAAUACAUACCCUCGAACAUAUGAUCUGCUGCAUUCCAGUUUUCUCUUCAAAAACCGUACACUGAGAUGUGAGAUUAUAGAUAUAGCAGUGGAGAUGGACCGCAUACUGAGACCUGAUGGAUAUCUAUUGCUUCAAGACACCAUGGAAACAAUUAAGAAGCUGAAUCCAGUACUGAGAUCAUUGCACUGGUCAACAAGCCUUUACCAAGGCCAAUUUCUUGUGGGAAAGAAGGGUUCAUGGCGUCCAAGUGAAUGAGCAAAUGCGAAGUA
Hibiscus syriacus is the source of this 1808-nucleotide messenger RNA. RefSeq names its product probable methyltransferase PMT23. Gene Ontology annotation, molecular function: methyltransferase activity. The transcript is spliced from 8 exons. The record is from RefSeq and is a predicted model, not a curated record. Gene Ontology annotation, cellular component: endosome; cytoplasm; trans-Golgi network. NCBI's taxonomy places the organism in Eukaryota, Viridiplantae, Streptophyta, Magnoliopsida, Malvales, Malvaceae. Bases 1 to 1794 code for a protein of 597 amino acids.